CACCUGUGGUAAAGGGACCCAAAAGCGAACUGUGACGUGCACCAACUCGCAAGGAAAAUGCGACGCGUCCAUGAGGCCGAAAGCAGAGGAGGCGUGCGAGGACUACUCAGGCUGCUACGAGUGGAAAACCGGGGACUGGUCCAAGUGCUCCUCAACCUGUGGGAAGGGCCUCCAGUCCCGCGUAGUACAGUGCAUGCACAAGGUCACCGGCCGCCAUGGCAACGAGUGCCCCGCCCUCUCGAAGCCAGCAGCCUACAGACAGUGCCACCAGGAGGUCUGCAAUGACAAGAUCAACGUGAACACCAUCACCUCCCCUCGCCUCGCCGCUCUGACCUACAAAUGUACGCGGGACCAGUGGACAGUGUACUGCCGGGUCAUCCGAGAAAAGAACCUCUGUCAGGACAUGCGGUGGUACCAGCGCUGCUGCCAGACGUGCAGGGACUUCUAUGCGAACAAGAUGCGCCAGCCGCUGCCACCGCCACCAAGCUCAUGACACGUGGCCCAAGGGUCCCUCGACGCGCCAGCGCGAGGCCUGAAUCCUGAUGACAUGGCUCGUUGAAAGCCUCCCUACCCAAGAGCGCACCAGUCCUGCGGCCGGGACCCCCCUCCCCCAGAGCACAGCGCUGCUCCCCCCACCAGGCUGUCCCGAGAAUCCAAUCGCAUAGAACUUGAGCGUGGACUUGACAUUUGCUGUUAGUGCUUUUGUACUUAAUAUAUUGUUAAUGGCCACUGGAUGGCUUUCUCCGGUAAGGAAAAAAAUAGGCAUGAGUCACAAAAUUAUUGUAAUUUCUAAGGUUCUGUGUACCUCAAAGGGAACACCUCUGACAGACAGUUGUCAAAAGAAAGAGACGUCACUGAGCGCGUCUGUCCAGCUUUCUUUUGACGAUUGAAUUCCCGGUGCUUGAUGUGCCGGGGGCAGGGGGACUAUCCCCCCAGUGAGACAUUCCACGUUCAAACAGGCUUUAUUCUGAAAGCCGGUGACACCCCGGAAAGAAGGACAGAUGUCAGUGAGCCUCUGCCAAUGGCUCCCCCCAAGAGGGCCAGGGUCAGCACUUAGCCUCUCAGCUCAUCUCUGAAAAGGUGUUCUCUAGAUCCUGGGCCUUCUCUUGGAAGUCUUGUCCCUGACAGUCUGAAUCUGUAUCAGCCAAAGACACCAGGGCCACAUAGUUUUGCGUAAAAACCUGUGUUGGGGAGAAUAUUCUGCAAGUGUUUGGGUUUGGGCAGGCAUCUAAUUUGUAUACUCUUACUGUCCACCACAUAGGGAAACAGAAAAGUCUUUCUUCGAGGUGCUAUGAAAUGGGACAUCUGUUCAUUUGGGUGAUGGGACUGUUCCCUGGCAUAAAGGUGAGCUCAGGACAGCUUUGUCAGGGGUGUGUGGCCCCUCCACAUUCUGGGGGCCUCCACUCUUGUCAGUACUUCAUAAAGCUUUGCACCUUAGACGUGGCUUCCCAUUGACCUUGGCCAUCUAUCUGAAGUUGAUUCUUUUUAGAAGCUCUGCCUCCUUUGCCCUGGCAUGGGACUGGUUUCCUCCAGAAGCCCCUCGGCCUGGGGGGCCGGGAUCACUGCACAAGCACCGAGCCUUCCCACAGCCCAGACCUUGGGGGACCCAUUAUUGUCAUGCUGUCGGUAUUGACCCAUCUUCUUAGUAAGACAAGGAUGACCCUCAGAAAAGCACGAAGAAAGUCUUUCCCUCCCGCAACCUAUCAAAACAGAGCUGUGCCCUGUCUAGAAGUCUGAGGAAAUGACAAGAACACAGAAGAUGGUAGGACCCUGCCCGCUUUGGGAGCUGGGAGAGAAAGACCCUAGAUGCCAGGAGACCUGUUUUGCUCACCAGCUUGGUGGGUGUUUGAUGGGUGCUUAUGUUCAAGGACUUUACCAUGACAAACCCACCUUCUCCCUUAUUGCAGACGGGGGAAUCUCACUUAUGCCAAUGUCCCAGGGAUCAUCUCCAAGUUCUUCCUGAUUUAUUGGUGCUGUGUUUAUGUAUCUGCUUUGGUUUUUGAUGAUGUCACAACUUUAGGGUCCAUUAGCUUAAAUCAGAAAGAAAACAAAAAGAAAAUCUCCUGCCUUCUCAACCCCGUCUUACAGGCUGUUUCAAUUUAUGAUUUCUAAUAUUCCAGAGAUAGAGACGUGGUAGGGAUGACAAGAGAUUUGUGCGGUUCCUCUUGAAUCAACGAGAAGUAUUUGAGAAGCUUGCUUGGGUGCUCUGAUUGAGAGAGUGCCAGGAUAGCGCGAUCCACCCUGCAGUGUAAACCCCGUCAGUGUUGCAGCACAGCCUAUGCAAAACGCUGUCCUCCCCAGCUCAGGCUUGGCCACUGACAGACUCCCCCAAACCCCAUUUCUGCAAAACUCUCAAAUUCUUGGGGAGCUAGGGUUCCAAAAUGGGCUGUGCUUCACCAUGUAAUGUCAGAAAGAUAGCAGCCUCGGGGGCUGAGGAGCUGAGCCAGGGCAGCCAGCUAAGGAACCCACGGGGCCCGCCCAAGCUGGGCAUGUACAUGCCCCUAGGCUAGCACUUUCUCGGAUGCCUCUGAAUAUUCCCCCCGACUGGCUACCUUGACUAUAUCAACUGGAUGCAUCUGGCAAGGGCCCCACCCUCUCAAAAUGCAAAUAAUUGAUUUCAUUAUUAUCGAACACCCACUGGUUCCCCCAGAGUCCAUGUCUCUCUGACCUCCUUUAGCUCAUGCUGGCACUUGCUGCUCUGAAAUUCACCAGCCCGCCUUCUGUUCAUGGCACAAGCAAUGAUUGAUUUUGGCGAAGCCAUGAUGGCACUCUUGUUCCACUUUGUACAGAAGACAUUGAAACCCUGUGAUCACAACAGUGACGUUUCUUUAUUCACAAUACCCUGUACUGUCACUCAAGUACUGUACCUUUUUGAUUGCACAAACGCGUUACUAACGACAGAGUCUUACGACCUUAUGGUGCUACUUUUGUGGGUGCGAAUGAAGCCCUCUCACCUGACCAUGGCUUGACAUUAUCAGAACACAGGGAAAGAUCCUCAGCAGCAAUAAUCUCAUUGCUUUGUUCUCUUUUCUCCAUUUCAGAGUCAAAUGUAUAUAUUUUCCAUUAGUUAACUUACAUUACGUACUGUACCCAUGGUAUUUUUGUUUUACUUUUUGGUGCUGGUUUUGAAAGAAAAAAAAAGAACAGAAGACAAACAUUGGACACCACUGUAAAUGAAAAAUUAAUCAUUUCAUUGGAAGUGAGUUGAACAUGUUAAUAAAAUGUUUUUCCA
This is a messenger RNA of Panthera uncia (snow leopard), 3232 nucleotides long. Its product is annotated as A disintegrin and metalloproteinase with thrombospondin motifs 17-like. Gene Ontology annotation, molecular function: metalloendopeptidase activity. Gene Ontology annotation, biological process: extracellular matrix organization. The transcript is spliced from 3 exons. Lineage: Eukaryota; Metazoa; Chordata; Mammalia; Carnivora; Felidae. Gene Ontology annotation, cellular component: extracellular matrix. The record is from RefSeq and is a predicted model, not a curated record. Bases 71 to 493 code for a protein of 140 amino acids.